AUGGUUGCUGGAAUGCUGAUGCCCCUGCGGGACCUCAGGGCUAUCUAUGAGGUCCUCUUUCGAGAUGGUGUCAUGGUGGCCAAGAAGGAUAAGAGGCCUCAGAUCAAGCAUCCUGAGGUACAAAGUGUGAGCAACCUACAAGUAAUCCGUGCAAUGGGGUCUCUUAAGUCCAGGGGCUAUGUGAAGGAGACAUUUGCCUGGAGACAUUUCUACUGGUACCUGUCUAAUGAGGGAAUUGUUUACCUGCGCGACUACCUUCGCCUGCCCGCUGAGAUUGUUCCGAUGUCCCUGCAGAGGGUGAGGAAGCCAGCCACCACUCUAUCCAUUGCUCAGCGGGCUUCACGGGUCCAGUCUGUAGAAGGUCCCACGUCUUAUGUUCCCAAGCCGGGACGAAGGGGUGAAGCAGAAAGCCAGGAUGCACUGGCUGAGCGUCAAGGUUAUCGCCAUAAGAUGAUGGGCCCUGGUGAGAAAGAAAGCUACUCUGAUAGGACCCCCAGGUUCAGGGGCCGUCCACUGGAAUCAGUCAGACCAAAAGCAUCAUUGGAAGGGGAGGACCAGCCUCAGCCUCUAUUCAGGAAAGGGAGCAGCUUCAGAGGUGAAGCUGUAAUGGUGGAGGAGAGCAGGGUUAAAAGAGUCUUCCGUCAGCCGCCUGAUGUGAGGAGUGAGAGGCCAGUUACAACAUCACAGGAGAGAAGAGUGUUUGGGGUCCAAAAGGAAAAGGUCCCAAGUUCUGUUCCUGUCCAGACAGCAGCUUUGAAACACGAUGUAUCACAGACCACUCAUAUGACAUCAGUGUCCUCCAAAGCAGCCCUACCAUUAGAUGUGUCUGCUGUCGCUGGCGGUACAGGUGGUGCAACAUCAAAGAUUCCAGCCGAAUCCUUUACUCCCAAAACAAAUAAGGAGAAGGCCAAGAUCUCUGGUGAAACACGCCCCAUAAACUCUAAUGAAAUGAUCACAAGCCAUUUAUCCACCGGAGCACUUCCUGAUGCAGAGGUCAAAGAAGAGAAGAUUAAGAAGUUGAUUGUGGAUACAAUUAAACCUGCAGAGGUCAAGGCUGAAGUGGCAUCUGAAAAGCCACAAGAAGUUAUGACAAGGUGA
Molecule: messenger RNA, 1098 nt
Organism: Paralichthys olivaceus (Japanese flounder)
Lineage: Eukaryota; Metazoa; Chordata; Actinopteri; Pleuronectiformes; Paralichthyidae
Source: RefSeq, a predicted model, not a curated record